This is a messenger RNA of Bacillus rossius redtenbacheri, 2092 nucleotides long. RefSeq names its product PAS domain-containing protein cky-1 (gene dysf). The coding region runs from base 170 to 2092 and encodes 640 amino acids. Gene Ontology annotation, biological process: regulation of transcription by RNA polymerase II. Gene Ontology annotation, molecular function: protein dimerization activity; DNA-binding transcription factor activity, RNA polymerase II-specific; RNA polymerase II transcription regulatory region sequence-specific DNA binding. The record is from RefSeq and is a predicted model, not a curated record. The transcript has 10 exons. Lineage: Eukaryota; Metazoa; Arthropoda; Insecta; Phasmatodea; Bacillidae.
AGUGUGACUCCAUGCGAGGGUGGAGCGCGGUCCAGGGCUGCCCCCCGCCACGCCGCGUGUGUGCGUGCGCGCGCGAGUUCCGGUGUCGUGACUCGAGUGUCGUGGUUCCGGUCCCGCCCCCCGGGGGUGAGGUGGAGGCGCCAAGUUGGAGGGGCAGGGGGGAAACAACAUGUUUGCCCGGUUCGACGCGGCCAAGUCGACGAAGGGCGCGAGCAAGCUGCGGCGGGACCUCAUCAACGCGGAGAUCUCCAACCUGCGCGACCUGCUGCCCCUGCCGCCGUCCACGCGCCAGCGCCUGUCGCAGCUGCAGCUGAUGGCGCUCGUCUGCGUCUACGUGCGCAAGGCCAACUACUUCCAGCAGGUGUUCAAGCGACAUGAGCUCGCCCUCCAUCACGUGCCUACUCCCAACAUCGGCUUCUCAAAGGCGCUGAGCGGCUUCCUCAUGAUGAUGACGCAGAACGGCAAGCUGCUGUACAUCUCCGACAACGCGGCCGAGUACCUGGGCCACUCCAUGGAGGACCUGCUGAUCCACGGAGACAGCGUGUACGACAUCAUCGACAAGCAGGAUCACCAGGCCAUCCAGGCCGAGCUGGCGCGCGGCGCCGCGACGCCCGGAGACGACGAGCGCCUCUUCCUCUGCCGCAUGAACGUGUCCCGCAACGCGCGGCGCCAGAUGCGCUUCGGCGACCAGAAGGUGGUGCUGGUGCAAGGACACUACCUGUCCUUCCUGCCGCUGUGCAGCCGCAACGAGCCCGUGUUCCUGGCCACCUGCACGCCCGUGGCCAUGCCCGAGACUCGCGAGUGCGUGGUGCAGGGCGCCACUCACGUCUUCACCUCCAUCCACUCCAUGGACAUGAAGUUCCUGCACAUCGACAAGAACGGCGAGUUCCACCUGGGCUACCCGCGCGCCGAGCUGCAGGGCGCCUCGUGGUACCACCUGCUGCACUGGGACUCCAUGCGGGAGGCGCAGAGCAAGCACCGCCUCAUCACGCAGUCGGAGCAGGACCGCUCGUGCAUCCUGCUGCUGCGGCUGCAGCGGCGCACGGGGGAGUGGCUGUGGGCGCACUGCGUGCUGCAGGUCAAGGACAACAUGGAGAACAGCCAGCAGCCCGUCAUCGUGUGCACCAACCAGGUCCUCAGCGAGCGCGAGGCGGCCGUGAUGCGCGCCAACAGCUGGCUCUACCACUACUACAUGGUGCAGAGCAAGCUGCAGUACGGCCUGGCCUACGAGGCGCACGCCGCCUCCAGGAUGGCCGCCGCCGCCGCGGUCUACUACCAGCACCCGCCCCCGCAGCAGCCGGCGCCGCCCCCGCCGCCCGUCAUGUCCCCCUACGAGCCGCCGCCGCCGCACGGCUACCCGCAGCCGCCCCCGCACCACCACAACGGCUCCCAGCAGCACGCCGGCUACCACGAGUACCGCUACGCGAGGCGCGCCGAGGCGGAGCCCGUCGACUACUCGCUGCACUCGGCGGCGGCGCACCUGCCGCCCCCGGAGGAGGCGGGGUCGCCGCCCCCGCACCACCUGCACCUGCACCACAACCACCGCAGGAAGGCGGCGGCGGGCAAGGCGGACGUGCUGAGGCAGCACCUGUCGCCCGCCUCGUCGCCCUCCGCCGACGGCAUGGCGGACCUGGAGCGCGGCGGCGGUGGCGGCGGCGGCACGGUGCUGAUGGCGGCGGGGGCGGCGCCCCGCCUCCGGGCCGCGCCCAAGGUCGCGGCGCUCGACCCCGAGUUCAUGGAGCAGUGGAACCCCAGCCCGCCGUGGUCCGACUCGGCGCUGCAGAAGGUGCCCGACAUCCUGCACCACGACCUCAGCCCGUACGCCGUCACGACGCCGCCCACGCCCACGCCCCACGCCGUCUUCACGUUCGAGUGGGCGGCGGAGCAGCACGUGCCGCUGGGGCGGGCGCCGGGGGCGGCGUGCGCCGACGAGGAGCCGUGUCGCCUCCAGCACCACGCGCUCUGCUGGCCGCCCGAGCACCGCCUCUUCCCGCUGCAGCUGCCGCCGCCGCCCAGGCUGGAGGCGGAGCUGGACGCCGUGCCCGGACAGUCGCCCGCCGCCGCAGACGUCAGGGAGACCGGGGGCCUGUGA